AUGCCACGCGAACCUCGACGCCGCUUCCACAACGAUGAUGAAGACAGCGAGGCGCACAUGGACGCUCUCGGGCAAUGCCUAAAAGGCCGAGAGCGCGCCCGAGACCGGCUGAUCGCUCGUCUCCGACGCCUCGACGAAGAAAUCGAGGCGAUAGAGCAAUCCAUGCACCGGCUCGCUCGCUACGGCAUUGAGCGCGAUCCAGCCCCAACGCCUCCGCCACAACAACAGUCGCCUGAGAGGCGCUCUCCACGAACUCCUGAGUUUGUCGAGACCUACGGAGACCCUGUUCAUUCCGACGAAGUCCCUGCCAAAUCGGAUUGUCUGAAAUUUUACGGGGAGUCGUAA
This is a messenger RNA of Phytophthora sojae, 345 nucleotides long. RefSeq lists its product as hypothetical. Lineage: Eukaryota; Oomycota; Peronosporomycetes; Peronosporales; Peronosporaceae. The coding region runs from base 1 to 345 and encodes 114 amino acids. The record is from RefSeq and is a predicted model, not a curated record. The transcript has a single exon.